UUUUCCCUGAAAGAAGGUAGUUUAGUUUAGGUUGCGUAUAAUAAAGUAUGUUUUGGAUUAGUUAACAGAAGAGGAGUAAGAAACGUGUGCCACGAUUUCCUCGCUAUCAUUUAUAUAUGCAGGCAAACUGAAGAAGAGUCUCAGAUUUGAUUCAAACAUUCACAUCUUUCAAUUGAAUUCACCUUCAAAAUCCAAAGAGAAUAGUGAAGAAAGAAUGAUGGAGGUGAUCUUGAUGCCAUUUCACAGCCAAGGUCAUAUGAACACCAUGCUCCAAUUCGCCAAGCGUUUAGUUUGGAAAGGCGCAGGCACCAUACAUGUGACUGUCGCCACCACCCUUUCCACCACCCAAAAAAUGUCCAAUAAUAACUUGGAAUUCAUAUCAAUUGAGAGCAUCUACAACGACACCGUCAACCAAGAUCGUCUCAGCAACUUCAAAGCCCGUAUGGAUGAAUUCGAGGCUGAAGCCUCACUCCAAUUAAGCCGCCUAAUCAGUAUCAGCAGCAGCAGAUCAAAGAAAUGUCUGCUGGUUUACGACGCCAGUAUGCCGUGGGCGCUGGAUAUAGCUAAAGAGCAUAACAUACUGGCAGCAGCAUUCUUUACUCAGGCCUGUGGUUUUAUGGCCUCUGUUUACCCCUUGUUCAUACAGGAGUAUCCUCUUAUUGCUGCUGCUGCUGCUCAUAAUCAUGGACAUUCUAAUUAUCCUCCUUUGUUGUUGGACCAAACAGUUCUCCCUUCAACAGAUGAUCUCGAACGAGGUUUGCUCAACAUUCUAAAUCUAUUCUCAAAACCUGAUCAACCUGCUGCUUCUACUGAUACUGCUAAGAAGCCGAUUAACCCUGUCAUAAAGAUGGCCAUUUCCACUAUGAACAACCUUCAUCUUGCUGACUACGUCCUCUUCAACUCCUUUUAUCACCUUGAGGAUCAGGUUGUCAAUUGGAUGCAAAAUAUGUGGAAUGUGAGGACUAUUGGACCUACAAUUCCAUCUGCAUACCUAGACAGGCGUGUCAAGGAUGAUACUGACUAUGGUUUUAAACUCUACAAGCCAAACAACGAAGCUUGCAUGAACUGGCUAAACGCGAAACAAACUGCAUCAGUUGUGUAUGUUUCAUUUGGCAGCGCAGCUGUUUUGAAUGCAGAGCAGAUGACAGAAGUAGCAGAGGCCUUAAAGAAAAUCCGAAGCAGUUUCUUGUGGAUAGUAAGGGAAAAUGAACAGAAAAAGCUCCCAAAAGAUUUCAUUACAGAAACAUCAGAUAGAGGUUUGGUUAUGUCUUGGUGCUCCCAAUUGGAUGUCUUAGCACACGAAGCAGUGGGAUGUUUCAUAACUCAUUGUGGUUGGAAUUCGACAAUUGAGGCAUUGAGCUUUGGGGUUCCGAUGUUGGGAAUGCCACAGUUUAUGGACCAACACAUUGAUGCUCAUUUUGUUGAUCAGGUUUGGGGUGUUGGAAUUAGACCUAAUGAAAACGAGGAAAAGUUGGUUACUCACGAGGAAAUCAAGCGUUGCCUUGAGGAAAUUAUGCAUGGACAACGAUCAGAGAAGGUUAAGGAGAAUGUAGCAAAGUGGAAAGCCUUGGCUAAGGAAGCACUCAGUCAAGGAGGCAGUUCGGAUAAGCAUAUUGAGGAAAUCAUCAACCGACUUACAUCCUCCUAACUUCUAAGGGUUGUUAUAUUUUAAUUAAUAUUUUCGAUCGUAAGUGUCGGUCUCUGAUUUUAUUUAGCUUGAUUUGUGAGAACAUUCAAAAAUUGUAGACUUAAUUCAAGGUCCAUUCAAGGAUCUUAUGGUCUUAUGGCCUUGUCAACUUUUUUAAAAAAAAAAACUUAUUAUUGGACAUGAUCA
This is a messenger RNA of Spinacia oleracea (spinach), 1834 nucleotides long. Its product is annotated as mogroside IE synthase. NCBI's taxonomy places the organism in Eukaryota, Viridiplantae, Streptophyta, Magnoliopsida, Caryophyllales, Amaranthaceae. Bases 215 to 1648 code for a protein of 477 amino acids. The record is from RefSeq and is a predicted model, not a curated record. The transcript is spliced from 2 exons. Gene Ontology annotation, molecular function: quercetin 7-O-glucosyltransferase activity; quercetin 3-O-glucosyltransferase activity.